ACGCCGUUGGAAGAUUUGACAUCACGCGAUGUCGAUGCGAUUGUUGACCUCAGUUCUCGCUCCUUGCAGCUCGUUGCAUCUGCGUCACAAGUCAUUGCCCAAAUCAUCUUUCCACAAGAAGGCUUUGAAGUAAAAAACGGAGAGGGCAUCAAACAAGGGAAGAUCAAAGAAUGCGUUCGAUUGGCUCGAUUGCUUGGCGAGUUCAUAAACAUACUGAGAGGUCGAAAGCCCGAAGAAAACUCUAAAGAUGCUGUCGUCAGAGACAUAGUUUUGGACGCCUGUAGGGAGCUUUGCAGGAGCCACGAGGAUAGAGGUACAAAAAGAAACGAUCUCUACAAAAUUCAUGGCCUGAAGCUGAAGUCCCUCUUUACAGAAAUCUUUGGAAAGCGACGCAGCGGGGAAGAUGGAAAAGAAAUUAUUCAAGAUAGUGCCUUGACGCCCCAAAGAGGCGAAGGAGAACUCAAAGUGGUAAAAUGUGUUUCGAGGCAGACAUCGUACCUCCAUGAAAACCUUCCUUUCGUCCUAAGUCAUAAAGACAUUUAUGAACCAACGUUAGUUUUGUUGCGGCGAUGGCUGUCUGGUAUCAUCACUAAACCAGUCCUUGCCUUUCACACUCUGGAAAUUGUAGAGACUCUGUUCUCAGACCCCCCUUCAGACAGCAAUUCUUUUUUUCUGGAGAACGUACACAGUAAAAUUCAAGAACGCAUUUUAUCCCUUCCAAAUAAUCAGUCUCUCAUGUCUCAGUUUCAAGCUGCUGGAUACAACCAAGAGAGGAAAGCUGAGCUAGAUCUAUGGUCCUCACCUGCAGUUGAACUGCCUUGUUACCUCAGUAGGCGUGAGUCACCGAGUGAAAGAUUACAUACCAAGAAAUUAACAGAAGUUCUUAGACGUCUUUGGUAUGAAUGGAAGGACAUCCUCUCUAUGUAUCUUGUUCCUGCCGUUAAGGUGAACGGGAAAGAAGUUUGUACGAAAGAUCUUUUUGGUUUCCAAGAUUCUUUGAAAGAGAUGGAGGAACAGGCUGCUGCUGUAAAGGAAAAAGUUAAACAAAUUAAUUCUCAACAAUUUCAAUUAGAUGACUUAGACAGGCGAGUAGAGAGACUGAUGCGCUUGGAACAACAACACCGCAAGCGGAUUGGAAAACGUUUCAAGAGUUCCAGCGAUAGGACUCCUGAAGUAUCGGAAGAAAGGAAGUUUGUUGCAGUAUGGCAAAAUCGAUUCUUGGAACAAGUGAAGCUUUGUUCAGAGAAAAUUCCAGGUUGUUACGCUCCCAACGGCUUCCACUCCGAGAAACCUGUCAUUUGUGCUCUGUCGGUAGACAACAGGAUCUUGACUGUGUAUAAGGAGGAGAAGGGUCGCAGAGAGGAAAUCGAGAAUGUCGAGGUGAAACUCUUUGAAGCUGGUUUGUACGUGUACGGAUUGCAUACAAAUGGACAUGAUUACGUCACCGACGAACUUUGGGCUGCGUUUUACAAGAUGUUGCUGGAGAAGAGGCUGGUACCAAGAAUUGUAUUGUCCAACGAAAGCCCAGGGUUCGACUGGAUUAAGAUGAAUAAAUAUGUGGAACCAUCAACAAGUCAUCCUUUUCCCUGGAAGUGGGAGUUACAUGCCAGUCUUGUUCCCCUAGAAGAAGAUUAUUUUGAUUACUUACCGAUAACUGCGGCGCUGUGGCCGUCCGUACAGGGCCUACAAGGGUUUCUAACCUUAACAAUUGAGAACGUCUCUCAAUUUCACUUCAGUGACUUGAAGGACGUCGAUGUUGUCGAAGCAGAAAUGAAAAGAACGAAGGAAAUGGCUCGGAAAGCUAUUAAACAACUUCAAUGCGAGCUGCAGAUCCUUCAUGCUGAUAAUCAGCCAAUCAAGAAAGCUUUGGAGGGAAAAUUGACGUUUGCUUUAAAAGAGACGGUGAAAAGCAUUGUCGAUGGAGCACAGCCAACUGUGGAGACGGUGAAAGAGCUGAUCAAUAUGGACAAACUUGCUUAUGGAUAUCCUGAAGUGGAAAGAACCGAGGAGAAGAGACGGCAAUACGCAGCUGCAGUUCUUCGUGCUUGUGAACAUGUGCAGUGAA
Messenger RNA from Pocillopora damicornis (cauliflower coral), 2065 nucleotides. RefSeq lists its product as uncharacterized. The record is from RefSeq and is a predicted model, not a curated record. NCBI's taxonomy places the organism in Eukaryota, Metazoa, Cnidaria, Anthozoa, Scleractinia, Pocilloporidae.